UGAGGCUGGACACUGGCAUCACUACGCAUUUUUUGUUCAGAGUCAAACUUUGGAUAUCACAACACAUAACUGUAGACUUACGUCUUACAUCAGCUUCAGGCAAACCUGGAAGGCAUUAACUGUGUCCUUCCCUGGCUUUGAGGAAUGAGUGGUGACUGAAAAUAGGAAGUGUCACAUCUUGAAUGCAAAGAGUUUGUGUUAGUGGUAGGGACAACUUGAAUGUGUGUCUGUGCAUGGUGAUGCGAUAUUGAACAACUGCAGCAGCAUGUUGCCACCUGUGAAGCGGGAUCGGAUCAUUACUCACCUCCCAAAGUGUUUUAGCCCAAAUGCGGCGCUGCACACCAAAGACGGCUUCCACCCUCAGGUGAAGGCUGUGUGCUCAGCUCAGAAGGCAGACGCUGUGAGCUUCAAUAUUGCCAAGGUCAUCGUUGUGGGAGACGUCGCAGUUGGGAAAACAUGUCUGAUUAGCAGGUUCUGUAAGGGAGCAUUCAACAAGAACUACAAAGCAACCAUUGGAGUGGACUUUGAGAUGGAGCGUUUUGAGGUGCUUGGUGUUCCCUUCAGUUUACAGCUGUGGGACACAGCAGGUCAGGAGCGAUUUAAGUGCAUCGCGUCCACAUAUUACAGAGGAGCACAAGCCAUCAUAGUGGUGUUUGACUUAAGCAGUGUGAACUCACUAGCACAUGCCAGGCAGUGGCUGGAGGAUGCUAUGAAGGAAAAUGACCCAUCCAGUGUUUUGCUGUUCCUCGUUGGUACCAAGAAGGACCUGAGCUCUCCCGAUCAGUUGGCCAAGAUUGAGCAGGAAGCCAUCAGACUCUCUGAGGAAAUCAAAGCAGAGUACUGGGCUGUGUCUGCAAAGUCAGGAGAUGGUAUCAGGGACUUCUUCUUACGAGUGGCUUCUUUGACUUUUGAGGCCAAUGUUUUGGCUGAGCUUGAGAAAAGUGGGUCAAGGCACGUCAAAGACAUAAUCAAGAUCACCGAUCGGACAGAAGCCGAUCACAAGCCGAAGAGGAAGUCCAACUGCUGUUGAGGAUUAACAAAUGGCCACCUGGACUUUACUGUACGCUGCAACAGCAAAGACAAGGUGGAACACUCGAAAGGAAAAUGCAUCAGAAACAUGGUCUCAGCGGCUCAGAGUGGAAGUCAUGAAUAACAAUGUCAAGAUGUUGAUGUUGUAUUUGUAGCAUUCUGAAAACGGCCUUAGAAGCAAUUGUUAAUAAUCCAACUUGUAUCUUCGGCAUUAUGAAGUCUAAGUUGAGUCUGUAAACAAGUCUAUCAGCGGGGUGACUUGAGCAGUGUCCUUUCAGAAAUAUUUAGAGUUGUCCAGGCCUGCAACAAGAGAGGCUUUGUUACAUGAUUGGUUACAUAAACAUUUCUCAUAAAAAGAAGACUGUUCUCUAAAUUUCAAAAAGCACUUGGUUAACAUCCUCAUAAAAAGAUCCAACAUUUUUCUGCUGUUAUGGUUGAAAUUCAAGAAUGAGACGAGCUGCAUAUCUUUUCGUUUCCUCACUGGCCUCCCAUCAUGUGUCUCUGUGCUGCUAAUUUGAUACGUACGCUGGCUCCAAUGACCACUGUCACGCUCAUAAAGCAGC
Messenger RNA from Melanotaenia boesemani (Boeseman's rainbowfish), 1592 nucleotides. RefSeq names its product ras-related protein Rab-34-like. The coding region runs from base 266 to 1030 and encodes 254 amino acids. Lineage: Eukaryota; Metazoa; Chordata; Actinopteri; Atheriniformes; Melanotaeniidae. The transcript has 11 exons. Gene Ontology annotation, biological process: endocytosis; phagosome-lysosome fusion. The record is from RefSeq and is a predicted model, not a curated record. Gene Ontology annotation, molecular function: GTPase activity; GTP binding.